AGGUCCAUAGCCUCGGUACAGUAUAGCAAUCCCAUCAUGGUCAUAACAUCGUCCAGGACCAUGAUGACGAUUGCUGAGGCUUCCACCCUCACAUCGCUUCCGGCGGCCACGUUGAAACCGAUUCCCUACUCCCAACGGCAGUUGCUGCUCCUCGACCCUCGGAGACCGUACAUGCUCCACACUAACAGAGAGAUACCCGAGCUCAAAUUCGGAGAUUUGUUAGUUGAGGUGUAUGGUAUUGGCUUGAACCAAAUCGACUGGGAACCUACAGACACCGGACAUACUCUUCCCCCACCACCGUGUCUCAAUGGACGCGAAUUUAUCGGCAAGAUUAUCGCCUCAAACGUGGACCGGAAAUGCAGACUCCGGGCUGGGGAAUGGGUUCUCGCUGUAUCUACAGACCACCGCGACCUGAGAAAAGCUGCGUUCCAGGAAUAUGCCAUUGUCUCCUGCUACAACGCAAUCCGGAUCCCCAAGCAUGUCGAACCAUUUCAAGUCGCUUCAAUGGGAGUAGCCUAUGUCACAGCAGGCCUCGCUCUCGGGGUCUGCUUAGGUCUUACGUUCACCAAGGGGCCCAAGCAGAAAGAGUUCAAUUUGCUGGAGAAUGCAAGGAUGUACCCGGAGAAUGUUCCCGAUGAUAUCGCCGACGAGGUGUUUGAUGCUAUGGCACCUUGUUAUCAAGCGCAGCCCGGUGAAUGGCUCUUGGUAUCCGGGGCAUCGACGAUUACCGGGCAAAUUCUUAUUCAACUGGCGAAGCUGGGAGGACUAAAAGUGGUGGGCGCUGCCGACCUUAGCAGCCAUGGAGAGCUUUUACAGUCAUUGGGAACCGACGUCUUGAUUGAUCUCAGUAACCUCGAUCAAGCAAAGCGUGACAUCAAACGGCUUACUCCAGGAUCACUCAGACUCGCCAUUGAUGCCGUUGGACCAGAAUCCGCAGAGUGGUGUCAGCAAACACCAACAAAACCAUUGCCGGUCGAUGCGGCUGCUCGCGGGGGAGGCAGCAAGCUGAGCCACCUUGUUGCCAUGUCGGGCAAGCCCGGAACUUACAAUCCCAACAUUCAGGUGCAUACGGUACCCAUCAAACUGUUUCAUACAAGCCCAUACGUUGGAGGUCAUUUGAGCAAGUGGCUAUAUGAGCUGCUCGAUACAAAUAAGAUACAACCCCCUGAAGUCGACUUUGUACCGGGAGGGCUUGCUGCGAUAAAUGGAGCCUUGGAAACAUUGAGACAGGGCAAGAUGUCGGGAAAGAGGCUUGUGAUUCGAGUCAAGGAGCCAGAUGUGAAGAUUGGAUCUCUAUCGCCAACCUGA
Messenger RNA from Trichoderma reesei QM6a, 1308 nucleotides. RefSeq lists its product as uncharacterized. The coding region runs from base 37 to 1308 and encodes 423 amino acids. NCBI's taxonomy places the organism in Eukaryota, Fungi, Ascomycota, Sordariomycetes, Hypocreales, Hypocreaceae. The transcript has 6 exons. Gene Ontology annotation, molecular function: oxidoreductase activity, acting on NAD(P)H. The record is from RefSeq and is a predicted model, not a curated record.